CCUAAAACGACUAUAAAUACAGAAUAACAAAUUCUUAUCACUUACAGCACUUGUGAUAUAGACUUGGUCUCCGCGGGAUGCGUCAUAAUGGCCAAAAAAGAAUGACGAGCUCGUUGUGCGAGCCCGGCAAACGUUCUGCGAGUCGGGUGCCACGGGUGAUACAGAAAGCAAGAUAAAUCCUUCCUGAUGUGUUUUUCUGUCCUCCUUAAUUGCGCCUGAUAUACUUGUUCUGUUCAUAUGGCACCCGUUGUACGUCUGAAUAUGCUAAAAACAUACCUGUCUGUGGCAUGCGGGGCGUCUAUAAGGGAAGAAACAAAGACGAGAGCAACGGCUGAACCUUGAGAUAUUUCGAUGUCAGUUUUUGUUUCACUGCUGCUGUGUAUGUGGUGGGACUGUAGGGAUACCCUACAGCAUAUCCAAAUAGUCCUUCUCCAUCUAUCACCAAGGCCGCAGUCCUUUGUCCCAAACUCACCGCUCCGAAAAUUUGAGGAGUUAAGGUCUCUGUGAUCUUCUCACGGUCAUCCGAAACCUGGCGGCACAGAGAGUGGUGACAAUCACCUUGUUGUUGACUUUCCAGAACGAGGCAGGAUUAGAAAUUCUUCCUAUUUUUCCCUCUUCGUAUUCUAAUUUUCUUUUUGGGUUUUUUUUAUUCUUGGUUUUGCGUCUCUCGUAUUCUCUUUCUCUCUUUCUGUUGCGGGGGUUGUGUAUAUUGUAGUGAUCAUCCUUUCUCAUGAUCGGAACAGUCGCUUGUCGUUGCAGGCAACUUGCAUCACACAUUUUUUUUCUAUUCUGGAUUUUCAUUCUAUUCCCUUCACCUUGCCCACCUCGGCCCUUCUAUUCCACCUAGCCCCAGAGCCAAUUUCUCAUAAGUGUGAUUAUUAUACAUGAUCCAUAUAUACGUUCCGUACGGUUCAUUCUCUGACUGCCCAUGUGGUCUCGGAAACACCUGACAUAUUCCUUGCUCGAUCAGUUAUCAACAACAAUGGCCGCCACCACAGAUGGCGCGACUCAACAGGCCUCUGCAAAAGGCUCCUCCCCUCAGGAAUCUAUGUACGAAACCCCGGACCAGUAUGACAUGGAUGACAUCGAAGAUAGUCUCGACGAUGGCGCGGGGGAGGAAAUAGUGAGGCGGGGACAUACUAAAAAUGACCGAAAGGAUAUGAAUCGUAUGGGCAAACGACAGGAAUUAAUCAGAAACUACCGGCCGCUUUCUGCCCUAAGCUUUGCCCUCAUCCUGCAAGCUACCUGGGAGUUUAUGUUGAUAUCUAACACUGAAGGACUUAUCAAUGGCGGCCUCGCUGGGCUAUUCUGGUCGUAUCUCUGGACCUUCAUUGGUUUUGGUUUCGUGAUUUUCUCUCUUGCAGAAAUGGCCUCUAUGGCACCAAUCUCUGGAGGUCAAUACCAUUGGGUCUCUGAAUUUGCAUCAGAGAAACAUCAGAAGUUCUUGAGUUACAUCACGGGAUGGUUAUCAGUCCUAGCUUGGCAAGCUGGCGCAGCAUCUGGAUCGUUCCUCACGGGAAAUAUUAUUCAAGGCCUUCUAACUGUCAACAAACCGGAUUAUGAAGCUACCCCUUGGCGGGGCACCCUACUUGUCUUUGCGAUGGUGGCUCUAAUUUACGUUUUCAACAUAUGGGUGGCUCAAGGCCUGCCCAUGAUCCAGAAUUUGCUCCUUGUUGUCCAUAUCUUCGGUUUUCUUGCCGUCGUGGUUGUUUUAUGGGUCAUGGCUCCCCAUCAAUCCGCUCGAGCAGUGUUUACAGAGUUCCGAAACGGUGGAGAUUGGCCAAGUGUUGGAGUCAGCGUUAUGGUCGGGCAGCUCUCUGCCAUAUAUGGAGGCUUGAGUGUUGAUGCAACUGCACACAUGGCAGAAGAAGUCAAGGACGCUGGAAGAAACGUACCCAAUGCGAUUGCUUGGGGGUAUAUGGCAAAUGGAAUCCUAGCCAUCAUAUUUAUCGUCACCUAUAUCUUCUCGAUUCCAUCCGUGGAGGACGCUCUUAACGACCCCUCAACAUUUCCCUUCAUCUACGUAUUCCGCAACGCUGUGUCCACCAAGGGAGUUAACGCACUCACCAUUGUCAUUCUUGUAUUAGUUAUUGCAAGCAACGUUUCCUUUAAUGCCUCUGCAUCCCGGCAAACGUUCUCUUUCGCUCGAGACAAAGGCCUCCCUUUUGCCAAAUGGCUUUCCGCUGUCCACCCAAAGAAACAUAUCCCGGCCAACGCGAUAUUUGUUUCCUGCCUUAUCAGUGUACUUCUCUCGCUCAUCAACCUGGGAUCAAGCGCCGCAUUCCAUGCCAUUAUAUCUCUCAAUGUUGCUGCUCUCAUGGCCACAUACGUCGUCUCGAUUAGCUGUGUGCUCUAUCUUCGCCUUACACGCCCAGAGCUGUUACCCCACGCGCGCUGGAGUUUGGGUCCAGUCGUUGGUCCAAUUGUUAAUGGAAUUGGCCUCGGGUAUGUUCUGUUCGCACUCUUCUGGUCAUUCUGGCCUGGAGAUCGACAUGUUACUGUAAGCAAUUUCAAUUGGAGCAUUGUCAUAUUUAGCGGCGUGGUUAUUAUCAGUCUUGUGAUGUACUUUGUGCAAGGCAGGAAGACCUACACUGGACCCGUUACCACCGUCGUAGGGAGACAUUGAAAAAAGCCCAAAAUAUUUCAACAAUCAGGACUGAGAUCCCAUUGCAAGAAAUGGCCAGCGCAUUGUACAGUACAUACAUGUACCGUUUCUAAUAUAAGUGCUUUAUUUCCGACUUCCAUUUAACAGGAGUUUUAAAUCAUUAUAUUCCAAUGGUGCAUUGUGGAGUGCAUUCUUUUCUUUUCUUCGUUUAUUUUCUCUCAUG
Messenger RNA from Blastomyces dermatitidis ER-3, 2828 nucleotides. RefSeq names its product GABA permease. The record is from RefSeq and is a predicted model, not a curated record. Gene Ontology annotation, cellular component: membrane. NCBI's taxonomy places the organism in Eukaryota, Fungi, Ascomycota, Eurotiomycetes, Onygenales, Ajellomycetaceae. Gene Ontology annotation, biological process: transmembrane transport. Gene Ontology annotation, molecular function: transmembrane transporter activity. The coding region runs from base 929 to 2626 and encodes 565 amino acids. The transcript is spliced from 6 exons.